AUUGAUUCUCAAUCCGUCCUAAAUUUAAUGUACAGGGCGCCCUCCUGCGAAAGCUGGAUACUUGGUAUUGGCGGAGAGAAUUACCGUACCGAAGAGACGUGUCUUUGCCGACCGAGAGCUUUUUCAGACCCUUUUCCUCCAUGGUUGGCCAACUCCAAAUACUUCUAUCGUGACUAAAUCUGAAAGCUGGUAAAAACGAGGUUAUUGCAGCUGAUGUUUACUUCGUCACACACAGUUUUAACAAGGUUCGGUGAAUCUUCUUACAUUUGUAACUGAAGUUUUCAUCUCAUCAGAUUCUGAUUACUCCAUCCAUUGGUUCAUCUGUUAUGGACAAUUCUCAAGAUGUCUGAGUCUUGUGGAAAAGAUUUCGAUUCCAGUAGACUGGAUAAUAGGCAUGAUAAACCUAUAAAGGAAGACAGUUUAGAGACAGACGCAAUGCCUCUAAAUGAGUCCAUACCAAAGUCUCAAGAAAUGUGCCGUCAAGUGCAACCAUUUUUAGGUCAAACAAACCAGCCUGAUCAUGAAAAUGACAACUCUUCUGAAAUCAAUCUUUGCAAUAAAAUUAAGAAAAUGCAGAUAACUUCACAUUGCGCCGAUCCAGAUGAUACACAGAAGAAGUUCCCAACUCUAGCACAGUCCAAGGGGCAGAGUUACGAAUCCGUUACACCUGACUUGCUUCAACAUGAAAUCAGGAGAGGGGAACACCGAGGUCAUGAUGUCAGCGAUAGGUGUGAAACUGUAGGAGGAGCUGAUUGUGUCAGUGCGAAUGCAGGUGAAACUAACAGGAUUUCAUAUCAAUCAGAGAUGGAGGCUAUAGCUCAAGCUAUUCCCUUGGAUGAUGAUGCGACUCAAACAGCUACACCCCAAGAAUCACUGCCUCCCACCACACCUAAAGCCACCAAUGCUACAUCUCGGACGCCUCAACAAGACCAAGUGCCUGUCACUCAAACACACUUCCAAGAAUCAGCAUCUGAACCACCGGUAAAACCAAUCGCCCUGAAACCUCCAGAAGAAGAUGAUGAACAUUAUGACGUUUUGCUGCUGUACAGUGAGCACGACCAGAGUGAAGCCGAACAGUUCAUUGAUAUUGCCAAGAAAGCAAACUGGAAAGUUGCCACACCUGAUGACUUUCGUCCAAGUCAGACAAAAUUCAAAUCUUUUGAAGAUGUGUACAACAAUAGCUCUUAUACUGUUCUUCUUCUUACUACCAACUUUUUGACCGAUUUUUGGUGUGAACAUCAGUAUCAAGCAGCACUCAUACAGUCUAUAGAAAACCCUAGUAAGAAAGCCACAGUGAUACCUAUUAUUUGUCAGUAUCGGGACCUCAAGUUACCAAUGGAGUUAAGUGUUUUCACGUCUGCAAAACUAAACAAUCCCAACAUUGAGAAAAUCCUUAAAAAGUGCAUUAAAGUAGAGAAGAGAUGGCAUAGAGAAAAGGAAGCUGGAUUGACUACGACAGAUGCCGCACCAAACCACAUGCCCACCUUACAGUUGCAUCCAAAAGAUGAGAGUAUGGAUGCCAUCUACCGUAGAAUGAGGCCUGAACUCCAACCUGGAACCUCUGCAGCUCAGAUCAUGACAACUCAAUGCUUCAGCGAGCUCUGUGUCCGCCUCGACGCUCCUGAUGCCUUGGAGAAUGACUGGCGGAGAUUGGCAACUAAUGUUGGAUUCAGCUCAAAUUCGGGAUUGAAUCAAGAGAAGAGCCCCACUGCCAAAAUCCUUGAGUGUUUCUUCCAGAAGGAGAUUGCGGGACAGAGAAGCAAGGAUAAAAUUCGAAAAAGGUUGAGGCAAGUUUUGAAUGAAAUACAUAGGCCGGAUGCAGCCGAGUUGUUAUAGAAGGAUGGGACAUACUUUGCAAGCACGGAAUUCCUGUGCUAGUUAUGUAAGCAAAGAAUGCCUGUUAACAUUGAGUACGCACACGUGCAAGCCAAAAUUACCUGCUUACCCAUGAAAUACGCUUGACUAAUGACGUAUGUGUGUAAGUGAGAAUUCCCUGCUUCCGUAAGCGCUGAUUCUUUGCUUACGUUAAGCAGAGCCAUGAAAGCAAAUUUGUACUCAAUUGCUCAUCGAAGUUGCAAUCUGAGAACAAUGAAAGAAGAAACACCCAUGAUAUCAGACUUUUAAAGUACGUUAUGAUCUUGCUUUGAAAGAUGCAAAACAAAUAACAAAGAAUAAUUAAUUACUUUAUUUGUAAAGUAUAGAUUCAAAGCAUUUCUGUUUAAAUAAAUGGUGUAAUGUUGUAUAAUUAUUUCAUAGUGUAAAUUUUACUAUAACUCCAUGAAUUUUACAGAAAUUCUGAUAUAGGUUGUUUUAGCUUCAUAUAAUGUAAGCUGUGUGAACAUAUAUUAUACAAUACAAUGUAUAUAUUUUUGGUUUAAAUGUAACUCUAAAUUUAAGGAGUUUAAAGAUGAAUGGUUUUUGGUUUGAGUUCAAACUGCUCAAAGCUUUUGCAAUGGAAGUGCCCUUUGCAAAAUGAAAAUGGCCUUGCCUUCUCAAAGAUGAAGUUCCAGGUCUGACUGCAGGUUCAAUGGAUUCUGACUGACACACCUGAAAAAAUAGGGAGACCAGCAACAUUGUUCUAUAAAUAUUUUUGUCUGAGAAGCAAUUAUUUGAAAAAUUGCUGCUUCAUACAUACUCAAUAAGACAUGUUUGUUUCUAAAUUAUUAGUUAUGUAGAAUAUGGUGUAACUGAUAGUCAAGUGUCGUGGCUGAGCAGUCUUCAUGUAAUGCACUCAAGUCCUGGGCCCAAUUACUUAAAGCCUGUAAGCACAACAACUUGCUAAGCACAAACUAGUAGUAGAAACAGGUUACCGUCAGUUCACAUUGUUGUGGCUGGUGCCCUUGUUUAUGUUUGCUCAGCAAAGACAUUUGUCAAGCAGUACUCUGCCAAACAGUUUUAUGAACUUUGGCCUUUGGUCCAAACUCAUGGCUCUGCUUACUUAUAAGCAGAGAAUCUGUUCUGACAGAUGCAGGGAAGUCCACACUUACAUCAAUCGUCACAAGUUAGCAGGGAUUUUUGGCUUGUGUGUAUGUGUACUCCACAUCAGUAGGCAUUCUAAACUUACACAGCUAGCGAAGAGUUGGUGCUUGCCAUGUAAGCUAAGAAUGGUGAUCCAAACGCAGAGUUUUGCCAGAAAUUACUGCUUUAAAAAAAUUGUCUUUGUUAAGAAAAAAUUAAUGGGGCACUAGCCACAACAAGUAAACUUUAUGGAAUGUUGGCUGGUAACCUGUUUUUGCCAAGCCAGAUAUUCCUGUGCUUAGUAGGUUUUUGCUUAAAGGCUUUAUGAAAUUUGGGUCCUAUUGCAAGCUGUUGCUAUUAGAGUGUGGGUUGGAUACCUGGUCAUGACACUUGUGUCCUUGAGCAAGACAAUAAAUCACAAUUGCUUCGUUCUUCAGACAUGAUGGUCCUACUUGUUGUGUCAUGCACGUAAAAGAAUUCAUUGUACUUAUCCUUAAACAUUUUUGGCAUGGUUGGCUGCAGAUUUCACCACAUCACUUUUUGGGUACCAGUUCCCAGGUUGUAUGGUAAACUUGGAGCAAGUUCGAGUGUGCACAAUGGUUUAACUAAAGGUUGACCAUUUGCACUAGAACCCAGGCUGGUCGACCA
Molecule: messenger RNA, 3606 nt
Organism: Asterias rubens (European starfish)
Lineage: Eukaryota; Metazoa; Echinodermata; Asteroidea; Forcipulatida; Asteriidae
Exons: 3
Coding region: 343-1836 (497 amino acids)
Biological process (GO): response to exogenous dsRNA; positive regulation of canonical NF-kappaB signal transduction; positive regulation of natural killer cell activation
Molecular function (GO): protein kinase binding
Source: RefSeq, a predicted model, not a curated record